UCGAUUCGGAGAAGACACCAUGGGAAAAUCCAAGCAUAAACGGGACUCUAGUUCAGACAGCUCGUCGGAAAGAUCUAGUUCGAAGCGUUUGCUGAAACGUAUUAAACAAUUGGAAAAGAGAUUAGACGAUCGCCGUAGAGACAAAGAUGGCAAACGCAAACAUAGAUCCCGCUCUCUUUCUCGUGCAGAGAAAGGUAUUCGUUCUCGUGCAGAGAACGGUUCCACUGACCGAUCGCUUUCUCGUGCAGAGAAACUUCGACGGGUGGAAAAAGACGAACAUUUGGAGCAAAGACGACACAGUAAGUCUCCCUCCAGAGUGUCACGUAGAUUUCGUGUAGAUUCUACGGACAAUUUCGCAACUACACCCCCUAUUGAAGUAGGUUCCGUAGAUGCAUACAGUGUUACAGAACCUACAGACGACGUAUUAGAUUUGAAUACGGAUGAGGAUACACUAGAGGAAGAGCUGUCAGAGAAUAUUUUACAUAUUCUCGGAAAUAGCGAUCGUAAUAAAAAUUUGGAAACCCAAUUUGGAUUACAUGGCGCGAUAGCCCCCGUUUGGGAAAAUAUUUUAGUAAAAGGUUUCAAGAAGGAGGAAAUCGAAAACCUCCUGCAGAGAUAUGAAAUGCCUAAUAACCUCACAUUAUUAGCACCUCCAAAAUUAAACAAUGAAAUCGCAGCCAUCCUUUCGAAGACAAAUGUUGCUCGAGAUGGAUCUUAUACAGAGAUCCAACACCAGGUUGGCAAAGGUCUAUGUGCCUUGGGCAAAGGAAUGAACCUUAUCUUGGCAAACAGGGAAAAUAUUCCUGAAGAGUACAAGACAACUCUACUAACCUAUUUGAGUGAUUCUAGUCGCAUUCUAGCGAAUGUUUUUCAUAGAGUGUCUGUGACACGAAGAAAUUUAAUAGCUCCCCUUGUAAACAAAACCAUAAGAGAUCUGGUAGUCAAAUCGACCCCAGGAGAAUAUCUCUUCGGGGCAGAUUUAUCCGAGACUAUCAAGACUGCUAAAAACCUUGAGACUAUCAGUAGAGAUUUGAGACUGCAAAAUUCUGUCGAAUCUCGACGUAGUCAAAACAAAGGGGGGGAGUCAACUACAUACAAACCCAAUCCAACCAAGAACACUUUAAACUACAGGCGCCCAGUCCGGCUUCUGGAAGAGACGAGGCAGAAAAAAGGGCAAUCUUCCAGAUCUCAACGUUGGGAGAACCAGAAACAGGAACCGAGAAAGCACCAGAACGACUACUGGAAGAACCGUCGUUAGCUAAGCAAUGCAGCUCAUCCUCUGGCAGAUCAACUUACCCUGGUGGCCGCGAGAUUAUCCGGAAAGCCUUUAUAAUGAAGGGCGUACCCAGGGAGGCAAUCAAUACAAUACUCGGCUCACUUUCUACUUCAACCAUU
Coccinella septempunctata (seven-spotted ladybird) is the source of this 1395-nucleotide messenger RNA. RefSeq lists its product as uncharacterized. NCBI's taxonomy places the organism in Eukaryota, Metazoa, Arthropoda, Insecta, Coleoptera, Coccinellidae. The transcript is spliced from 3 exons. Bases 20 to 1258 code for a protein of 412 amino acids. The record is from RefSeq and is a predicted model, not a curated record.